AUGAGGGAGGCGCGGAGAGCGUCGGUGCCGCUGCCCGGUGUUCCGGCCUUGCGCCCUCGUCAGGUGGGAGCCUCGGAGGUGCCUCCCGGCUGGGAGAGCCGAGACCCCUCUUGCAGCGGGGAGGGGGCGGGAGUCUGGUUUUCUUUUUUUUUUCUUUUUUUCCUUCCCUUGGCAGAUCUUGUGAAAUUAGCAGGGCUCCUGGUGAUAUCAUUGGCUGCUUGGUAUUUGGGAAGCUUAUUCGCUCUUCUUGUACCUGAAGAGACCCUAGCAACAUCCCUUGCUAAUCUUCAAGACAUUGGAAAGAAACCAGUGUUGAAGGCCCCAGCCCCAAAAAGGCAGAAGUGUGAUCACUGGUCUCCCUGCUCACCUGGAAACUACGCUUACCGGAUUCUCAGUGGUGGUGGCAGAGGAAAGCUGGCUAAAAUUUGUUUUGAGGAUGAGCUGCUUAUAAGCGAAGGGAAGGGUAAUGUCGGAAGAGGUAUAAACAUUGCCAUUGUGAAUUAUAAAACAGGAAAAGUUACAUCAGCAAAAUAUUUUGACAUGUGGGAAGGAGAGCACUCGGGAGAGAUGGUGACUUUCAUUAAAAAUGCACCAAGAGGGUCCCUCCUUUUGAUGGUGACUCACGAUGAUGGAAGCACCCGGUUGAAAGAAGAUGCCAGAAAAUUAAUAGAAGAGCUGGGAAGUAAAGAAAUACAGAAUAUGAAGUUCAGGUCAAGCUGGGCUUUUAUAGCUGCCAAAGGCUUCAAGCUGCCAGAUAAUAUCCAAAAAGAAAAGAUAAACCACUCUGACAAGAAGAAGAAUAGAUACAGUGGCUGGCCAGCUGAAAUCCAAAUAGAAGGCUGUAUCCCAAGAGACCUGAUCUGA
Molecule: messenger RNA, 864 nt
Organism: Mesitornis unicolor (brown roatelo)
Lineage: Eukaryota; Metazoa; Chordata; Aves; Mesitornithiformes; Mesitornithidae
Gene: FAM3B
Product: family with sequence similarity 3, member B
Exons: 8
Coding region: 1-864 (287 amino acids)
Source: RefSeq, a predicted model, not a curated record